UUUGAGUGGCGUUUAGCGUGACGUCACUGUGUUCUCUGAACAGUGACGCGGCAGUUAGCCAACGGCAGCUAGCGCGCUACAACAGUUCCUGUUAACGGCGGUCCGGAGAGCUGUCACUGCGAGUUUUAUCCUUCCGAACUGGGCUUCGGUUCCCCUGACGCUUGUCAUUGUAGCUCCGUCGCCAUGGGGAAUGUGUUCGCCAGUUUAUUCAAAGGCCUGUUUGGCAAAAAGGAGAUGCGAAUUCUGAUGGUCGGCCUCGACGCUGCUGGAAAAACAACCAUCCUGUACAAACUGAAGCUCGGAGAGAUAGUCACCACCAUUCCCACCAUCGGUUUUAACGUUGAAACAGUAGAAUACAAGAACAUCAGCUUCACGGUGUGGGACGUGGGCGGUCAGGACAAGAUCAGGCCGCUGUGGCGCCACUACUUCCAGAACACUCAAGGGCUCAUCUUCGUGGUGGACAGCAACGACAGGGAGCGGGUGAACGAGGCGCGGGAGGAGCUGUCCAGGAUGCUCGCCGAGGACGAGCUCCGAGACGCCGUGCUGCUCGUUUUCGCAAAUAAACAGGACCUGCCGAACGCCAUGAACGCCGCAGAGAUCACAGACAAGCUGGGGCUGCACGCGCUGCGCCAGCGCAGCUGGUACAUCCAGGCCACCUGCGCCACCAGCGGGGACGGGCUCUACGAGGGCCUGGACUGGCUCUCCAACCAGCUCAAGAACCAGAAAUGAUCCAUUCCACCCCCCCUUUUGUUUUCUUUCUUUGUUUGUUGUUUAUUUUCUCUGUUUCAACACAGCGGCAGCACCGGACCCAGGCCCCCUCCGCCCCCAACAUUUAACCCCCGGUUCUUCUUUUGUUCCCCUCGUUGGUGUGUGUGUGGGCUGGGAUUGGGAGGAAUCCUGGUGUGCCUUUUAAACCUGUGGUUUUCAAGACCCCCCCCCCCCCCCCCCCCCCCCCCCC
Molecule: messenger RNA, 958 nt
Organism: Nematolebias whitei (Rio pearlfish)
Lineage: Eukaryota; Metazoa; Chordata; Actinopteri; Cyprinodontiformes; Rivulidae
Gene: arf2b
Product: ADP-ribosylation factor 2b
Exons: 5
Coding region: 184-729 (181 amino acids)
Biological process (GO): vesicle-mediated transport; intracellular protein transport
Cellular component (GO): cytoplasm; plasma membrane
Molecular function (GO): GTP binding; GTPase activity
Source: RefSeq, a predicted model, not a curated record